CGGCCCCCCCGGCAGCAGCAGCCCCCCCCCCUCCCCCCGCGCUCGCCAGCCUGGUCGGCGUGGCUGCUCUCGGCCGGCCUUCGCCCCCGCGAGCAGCCAGGAUGAUGCAGAUCUGCGACUCGUACAGCCAGAAGCACUCCCUCUUCAAUGCCAUGAACCGCUUCAUCGGGGCGGUGAACAACAUGGACCAGACGGUCAUGGUGCCCAGCCUGCUUCGGGAUGUGCCUCUCAUGCUGGAUGAGCUGGACUCGGGAGGAGGCGGCGGCGGCGGCGUUGGCGGCGUUGGGGUUGUCGGCGUUGGGGAAAGGGAGGCCCAGAUGAGCCCCAACGGCGGCGCCUAUUGCUCCUGCCGAGACAUGUACAGCCACUAUUUGCUGCUCAAGUCCAUCCGCAACGACAUUGAGUGGGGAGUCCUGCAGCAGGCCGGCGAGGAGGCCGGCGGCAGGAAGAAGGACAAGCUGAACGGGGGGCCCGGCGCUGUGGACAUUAGCCGAGGGAUCCCCGAAGACGACGACGACGAAGAGGAGGAGGAGGAGGAUCUGGAGAAGCAGUUCCAUUACCACUUGAGCGGACUGCACACGGUGCUCUCCAAACUGACCCGCAAGGCCAACGUGCUCACCAACCGAUACAAACAGGAGAUCGGAGUCAACAACUGGGGCCACUGAACCGAGGGAGGGGGAAAACCGGGCGGGUGGGCCUGCCUGCCUGCCUGCCUGCCUGCCUGCUGGGGUGACAGAGCUGGGGGAGGAGUGAUGGCCAUUUGGCAAGGGCUAGGGAAGAGUGCCAGCAAGAAUGAAGUAAGCCUGUGUGUGUGUGUGUGAAAAGGAGGUGUGAGUGUGUGUGUGGUUUGGGUGGAGGAGGGAUGCCACUGUGCGAUUCUGUUAAUGAAAUUGGAUGGAAGAUACAUAUUUCAAGGUCACUGGUGAACAAAAAUUUUAUGUGUGCCUUUGAGAGGCAAUAACAGGAAGACGUGAGAGUGGAAGGGACUGGUCUUUGGCAUAUCUCACUGGGGGUUUUGCUGAUGGGAGCUACAGAUUGUCAGGGAGGCAGGGAAAUGCAGCUACCAGGAGUGGCAGGCAUAGCUUAGGCAGCCAAGGAUAAGGUUUCCAGAUCCUGAGGACUCAGAAUGAAGUACAGUGGUUGAGGCCAGUUAUUGAAAGAGUGUGUUUGCAAUCAUUGGGAAAGUGUGUGCGCUCACAUGUGUGGUGGCAGCAAUAUUAGUAGCGAUUGCAUCACUUCUUUCCUGUUUUUGCACUACUUUUGUAAUGUUAAUAUAUGUAUAUAAAGCCUAAGAAUUAUCUUCUUUGCAUGCUCUUAGAAUUGCCAGCAUCUUAUUUUUUACCAACGCACAAAGAUGUACAUUCAUCAUUACUAGUUAAACUUUUUUGCAGGCAAGGAGAGCAUUUAUCAAAGACACUUAACCUUCCUAUGUUACACAAAACUGGUUGGUAUGAACCUGCAAAUAUACCACUUAAAAAUAUUUAUAAUAUGUUGCAGAGGAUGAAACCAGUUAAUUACCAUAUUUCUAUACUCCAGUGGAAAGAUAAAGGGGCCUCACUGUUGUACAUGCAUUGAAGACUAUUUAAAACUUUUUUUAUUCAGAUGUAGAAUAUAUUCUAAAAUAAACACAUAAACAUAUUGACUGAAUUGAUGUAACUGUUUUUAUACUGUGCCUCUAUUUCAAUUAAAUGCUAACAUUUAUGACAUACAGACUGUAGCUAUGAAGUAAUAUUUCAGCCCCCUCCCCCAAACAGGGUUGAGCAGUCCAUCAAAGCAGCAAUGUUUGCAAGUGGAGGAAUAAUUGUUCUGUGUUCUGCACUCUCCUCAUAAUUUCUUUGGCCCAUAUGAGCACUCCACUAUACCUGUAUUUAUUCUAUCUAAUUAAUACUUUCCCAUCUUGCUUUUCUUCCCUUCUGGAAUUCAAAAUGAUGUGCCUGGUGUUCCCAGGGCAUUGUCUGGCCAUUGUUCACAUCCAGAGUUGCUUUUGUUUCCGCAAGGUAUCUGGAGGCCACCCCUCAGCUGUGUUAAGCUCAGUUGCCCUUGGUGGGUGUUGUAUCCCUGGUGGAGUACACUGAACCCACUGAGUAUAAUCCAGCCAUCUUGUUCCCAGUUAUAGUUUUUCAUCAGAUAAAGCGAGAGGUAAAUUGUCCUUACAGGGAAACUUUUCUAUUCCUUUUAAGAGACUGUCUUUGUAAAUAGUUUAUAUGUAAUGAAAAAGAAUGAAAAUUCUCUUUCAUGAUACCUUUGGAAGUUAACAAUUAGACUGAAUGCAGAAUGUUUACAGAGUUUAUUGACAUACAGGUCAAUCUCUUAAACCGAGUUAUUUAAGUAGGUGCCUUACAGCUAAUCAGAUUUAGUAACCAAAACUGUACAAGCUGUGUGCUUUGUAGAAUGACUGUUUUCAUGCAGAUGUAACUGGUCACAGAGUCAAUUCCAUUCUGUGGAGGAUUCACUAAUUUAAAUGAGAAUAUGUUAUCUUGAAUAUUGUACUUGAAAUACUGUUGAAAGAUAAAUUAUAUGAACAAGGG
This is a messenger RNA of Pogona vitticeps (central bearded dragon), 2528 nucleotides long. The record is from RefSeq and is a predicted model, not a curated record. NCBI's taxonomy places the organism in Eukaryota, Metazoa, Chordata, Lepidosauria, Squamata, Agamidae.